CCGGAAGUUGCGGCAAGCAGCGAGAGUCAGUGCAGUUGCUGUGGAGCGGCGGCUGUGACCGACCAUGUUACCCCUCUCCAUAAAGGACGAUGAGUACAAGCCGCCUCGACUUAACCUGCUGCGCAAGGUCUCGGGCUGGUUCAGGUCCAUCCUGUCGGAUUCCACGUCCCGGAACCUCUUCUUCUUUCUGAUGCUCAACCUGUCCUUCGCUUUCGUCGAGCUGCUGUAUGGGAUCUGGAGCAACAGUUUAGGUCUCAUUUCAGACUCGUUCCACAUGUUCUUCGACUGUACUGCCCUUCUGGCUGGACUAGCAGCAUCUGUGAUCUCCAGGUGGCGGUCAAAUGAUACCUUUUCCUAUGGAUAUGUACGAGCAGAAGUUUUGGCUGGAUUUGUAAAUGGAUUAUUUCUGAUCUUCACAGCCUUUUUUAUUUUCUCAGAAGGAAUAGAGAGAGCUCUGGAACCUCCUGAAGUGCAUCAUGACCGGCUGUUGUCUAUAUCUGUGCUUGGGUUUCUGGUGAAUUUGGUUGGCAUUUUUGUAUUUAAACAUGGUGGCCACGGACAUUCCCAUGAUGGUGGUCAUGGCCAUAGUCACUCGCUGUUUAACGGAGGAAUUCCUGGACUGAAUCAUGGACACAGUCAUGGAGAGCACGGGCACAGUCAUGGGCACAAAUCUUUACAUAGUCAUGAUCAUAGCCAUGGACAUGGGCAUUCCCAUUCUCAGGAGCACUAUUACAAAAGUUACCAGUGUGAUACACUAGAAGCAAAAGGAUCCAAUAAACAGAUUUUAGAAGGAGUUUUUCUGCAUAUUGUUGCAGACACACUUGGCAGUAUAGGUGUAAUAAUAUCUGCCCUUCUGAUGCAGAACUAUGGCCUUAUGAUAGCAGAUCCUAUCUGCUCUAUGUUGAUUUCCUCCCUUAUAGGAGUAAGUGUUAUUCCACUCUUAAAGCAAUCCAUUGGGAUUUUAAUGCAACGUACUCCUCCAGCUUUGGAUCACGUGCUGCCCCAGUGCUAUCAGCGGGUUCAACACUUGCAAGGAGUUUAUAGUAUAAUUGAUCCUCACUUUUGGACGUUGUGUAGUGAAGUCUACAUCGGUACAGUAAAGCUUUUGGUUGCUCCUGAUGCAGAUGCACGAUGGAUUUUGAGUCAAACACACAACAUUUUCACACAGGCAGGAGUAAGACAGCUUUAUGUUCAGAUUGACUUUGCAGCACUGUAAGAUUGUCUUAAAACACUUGGGUCCAAACCCCUGUUGCUGGGAUCAAUAAAUAGAUUUAACUGCUGUCGGGUUGCUGGAUUGAAACAUCACAAUACAGUGCGCUUGAUAUCAACUGAGAACUAUUUAUUUGCAAUCGUGGAAGGCUCUUCUCAAAAGAGCUGAGAAACAGUGAAGUAAUCUGCAUAAUCACCACCCACUAGAUCUGAAGCCACCUUUAUGUCUAGACCUGAAGUGUCUUAUUUCAUCUUGACUUUUAUCAAGGAAUUAUAGCCCAGUCAGCGUUCUGGUAUAUGAUGAGCCAAGCAUCGUGUAGGUAUAAUCCUGCAUCCUAACAGAUAUGUUUCCACAUUUCCUCCUAUUCCUGUUCUUGUAAAUAUUGCUGUCCUGACUAUCAUUCCACUCCAUAAUGAUUAUUUUCUAAUUAGUUGUACACUAUACAUGUUGAAUGAAAUGAACCAUAUUCAGUUUCUGAAGUGCCUUUUUCCAGUGGACAUGAAUUAAUAUUGGAAGCAUAGAGAGUGGAUACUGGACCCAUUGGGACACAUUUUAUAAUCAUUGACCAGUAGUGAGCAUCAUGGUGAUCAGCAUGAUUUUCAUGUAUUUUAAGUUUUCAUUUUGAAAUGAGGGGGUGUUGGGAUGUGAGCAAAUUUAUCCUUUUUUUUGUAAUGGUGGGAUAUGUGUAAUAUUUUCAACACCAUUAAUACUCGUGCUGUUCAUUAUAUGCUGACUGAUAUAAUGGAAUUCCACUUGCAUCAUGGCAAUUUUGCACAUGGAUGACUGUUUAUCCUGGAUUGGGCUGGGGUUGAUGGAUAGUGUGGCAGAAGACACAUGCACAGUGGAUCUGAUUAGAAAACAAAUAUUCUUAACAUAAAAUGUGAACAGUUUUUUGUUAAAAAUGUGUCCUCAUUCCUACUUGGACUCUGCAGGUGAUCUGCUCAUGGGUUAAGUUCAGUAAAACUACGGUUAUAAACAGUGAAAAUGAACUUUCUUAAUUGGUUCUACAAGGCAAAAUACUGCAGAUGCUGGAAAUCUGAAAUAUUAACAGAAACAAAAUACUGGAAAUACUCAACAGACCACAGCUUCUGUGCAUCAAGGAACCAUGAAUGUGUUAAGCUGGUGUCCUUUCAGAAACUGAGAAAGAUGCUGCUUGGCCUACUCAGAAUUUCCAGCCUUAUCUGUACACAUUUAUGAACUGCUUAGCUAACUUUAGAUUCAAAGAGGGAUUUUUUAAUAAUGCCAGAGGCUUGCCAGAAGGAAUGGGUGUGUUGUGAGUUGAUAUGUUUAGUGAAUGGUUUCUCAUUAAUGUUUAUGUUGGUCUAGUUUAAACCGGUAUUGUGGACCAACCAAGUGCAAAAUUUUGCCGUCAGCAGGAGAUUUGAUAACCUGAUUUCUCUUUCAGUAGAUUGUUACUAUACUGAGGCUGUGGGAGCACUGGUUCUAAUGGAACUUAACAGAAUUUAAUUUAUAAAGUAAUGAUGAGAAGACUAACGAUAAUCAGUGCCCAGAGUCGUCUUGCCUGUGUAUCAUUGACUUGAGUAUGUCAGAAUUCCACAAGUGAGUGUGGUUGCAUGAGGUGCAAAGCAAAAGACUGCAGCCUGCUGCUUGCAAUCUAGAAACCAGACACAGAUUUUGUUUUGUUUUAGCUGUUUUGACAAUGAGUGGAAUCAAUUCUGUAAAUUAUUGAAAUUCAUCUGGCAAUCAAAUGGUUUGGUGAAGUCAGCUGCAUAGGGAAAAUAAUUGGAAUAUGAAGCAGUAUCUUACAAUGGUUGCCAAACUGCAUUGUUCAAGGCAAAUGUUUACAGCUUAAAAACCUUUGUAUGAUUUUAAAUGUUUACACGCAAGCUGUAAUCACUUCCUGUGUGUCUGUGCAGGAUAGAUUAAUAGUACUGCACAGAUAUUCCCUUCUCCCUCCCGUGCCCAGACUCUCUGUUCUACAAUUUUGAUUUGCUUAAGUUCACAUCAUUGCAGGUUUCUGUCUCUCAAUUUACAUGCUUUCAGUGCUCACUUCCCACAAUGUGAGUAACCGUUUAUACAUGGCAGGUUUAUCUGAUAAACUUCAAUAAAUAAAUAUUUCUGCAUCAAAGCAAAAGUAUUUAUAUUGUUUUGAGAAGGAAUGGUCGCUAUUCUCUUUAAACAAAAUACUCACUCUGUUGGGUGCAGAAUGCAUUGUUGCUGCUUCUGGGAACGUUUUCAACAUUAAAUCAAAGAGGGUCUUUGUUCUGUAUCAAGUCUUUGCCUCUACCCAUAAAUUUAACUGGGCAUUUGAGGAGAAGAGAGUUGUAUUAUUUUGUUUUUUUAAAAAAAGGUUGUCAGACUGUAGAAGUUUUCUUUCAGUUUUGCAGCUUUGAACAGGAUUUUCUGAAAUCACACCUGAAGGUCUUGAGCUAUUCAGUUGUUUUUCAAGUUGAUUUUAAAAACAUUAUAGAUAAAUCUCUUGAAGAUCUGAAAAGAGAUUCAGUACAGUAUUUUAGUAAUUUGAAACAGACUUGUAAAUGUCACCAAAGCAAUUUGAAGUACGCACAACUAUGAAGUAAAGUCUCUACAGUAAAUUGUCUUUUCAAACAACUUGUCUGAUUUAUGGAAAUAUGCAUAAUAAA
This is a messenger RNA of Hemiscyllium ocellatum (epaulette shark), 3813 nucleotides long. It is a transcript of the gene slc30a7, whose product is annotated as solute carrier family 30 member 7. NCBI's taxonomy places the organism in Eukaryota, Metazoa, Chordata, Chondrichthyes, Orectolobiformes, Hemiscylliidae. The transcript is spliced from 11 exons. Gene Ontology annotation, biological process: zinc ion transport; intracellular zinc ion homeostasis; transmembrane transport. Bases 65 to 1216 code for a protein of 383 amino acids. Gene Ontology annotation, cellular component: Golgi apparatus; membrane. The record is from RefSeq and is a predicted model, not a curated record. Gene Ontology annotation, molecular function: zinc ion transmembrane transporter activity.